AUGGAGGCAGUAGGUGCUGUCGCUUCCAUCGCAACCAUAGCACACAUUGGAGACACAGCAUUCGAGAUUUGCCGCAGAUCAAAGCAUGCUCCCCAAGAAUUGAGCCUUGCGGCAUUACGAGUAGAAGCUCUAUCCAGUAACCUCGAGCUUUUGCGGGAACUAGAAAAGGAUUUUAAGCACUGGAUCCCGGCCAAUGAUCCUGUUUGCUCAAUUCUCAAGCGCACAAUCAUGAACGCGGUAGAUUCGCUCGCCAUGAUACAGGGACUGCUGCCAAGGGCAGUCACUACGCCUGGGGCUGUUUCUAAGCGGAAUUGCCUGCGCUGGAUAGUGGGGGACAAAGCUACUUACGCCGAACUAAUGGCAGUAGUGGCUGGAGCAGAGAGCUCUAUCAAUGCAGCUUUGCAGCUUGCGCAAUGGUGGAAGCUUCAGAACGAUGAGCGAAAAAAAUUCGAGGAAAGCAGAUCGAGUGUGUUGCAGUCGAGUCCAAUCCUGCAACCAGGAGAGGCGGUUGAAAGGGCAAAAGAAAUCCCACCAGACACGGUGUUGACGCAAACCAUACAGAUUGCAGCCCCUCACACUAGGAGAAGCAGUCAUUUGUGGGGUAUGUGCAAGAUUAUCCAGACCCGUGCCUACGCCGCAUCGCCCAAGAGGAGUACAUAUGCCUUUUCUAUUCAAUUGCAGCUUCUAGCACGGUUGAGCCUGAAGUUUGAUCUCCUGGCACGCUCCUUGACGUGGAACGGUGGGUCAAGUUUGCUCCUCGAUGGUGGCCGCAUUAGCCUCAAGCAACUUGUACGUCCAAACAGCGAGUUUAUGAAAGCAUCGAAGGAUGGCGACUUAGCAACCAUGCGGGCACUCCUUCACACUGGUGACGCCUCUCCCACCGAAGUCACGGAGAGCGGCGUAACUCCUCUUUGCCUCGCCAUACAAAAUGGUCAUACGCAAGCCGUUGAGCUUCUCCUCAAUGAAGGGGCCGACCCGAAUGAGCCUUUCGGAAAGAAACAAACAUCUCCGCUGUCUUGGGCUUUGAAGCACCGGCACAUUGACGUCUGCAGAACCUUGCUGGGCCAUGGGGCAUCCUUUUAUCAACUAAGUAUCUACAACUGGUCUCCCAUCUUCUAUCUCUGGUCCAAAACCGUCCGCCAUCCGCCGUCAACUGGCUUUAUAUCUAUGCUCCGAACCAAUGUCAUGGAAUUCCCGUGGCUUCAUCGAAAUAUCGUCGACACGGAAGGCUGGGGCCUCAUGCAUCGGGCCACGGUCUUCGGCAUGCCGGAGGACGUCCAAAUGCUCAUCGAUUCUGGUGUCGAUCCAUUUCAAUCUAUAGGGAAACUGGGCUGGAUGGUGUUACACAACGUGGUACAUUUUGGCCUCCGCGACAAUUUUCAGGUCCUAUUUCCGGAGUACGAGAAAAAAUAUGGCAGGAGUGUCGCGAGAGAACUGCCCGAUUCCAGGAACUGGACGCUUUUGCAUAUUGCCGUGGCAAAAGGCCACGACCAGAUUGCGCGAAGCUUGCUCAAAUUAGGCUCGAACUGGCAUGCCUUGACAAACCCAAUUCAGGAUACCGAUACGCCAGAAAAUCUUCAAGGUGCGAAGUCCUCGCCCAUCGGCCUAGCGUUGGCGUAUGGCGAAGAUCGAUAUAAGGAGUUGCUGAGAGCAAUCGAUGACAUCAUCUGCUCCAAGGACGAAGAUGAGUGGUAUGAUGCCAAUGACCAGCCAUGGUAUGAUGCGGUUGAAUAUAUUGUGCUAUAG
Molecule: messenger RNA, 1746 nt
Organism: Exophiala bonariae
Lineage: Eukaryota; Fungi; Ascomycota; Eurotiomycetes; Chaetothyriales; Herpotrichiellaceae
Exons: 2
Coding region: 1-1746 (581 amino acids)
Molecular function (GO): protein binding
Source: RefSeq, a predicted model, not a curated record